This is a messenger RNA of Fimicolochytrium jonesii, 626 nucleotides long. RefSeq lists its product as uncharacterized. The transcript is spliced from 2 exons. The record is from RefSeq and is a predicted model, not a curated record. Bases 276 to 620 code for a protein of 114 amino acids. NCBI's taxonomy places the organism in Eukaryota, Fungi, Chytridiomycota, Chytridiomycetes, Spizellomycetales, Powellomycetaceae.
CCGCAAUCGCUUGAGGUGCAGCCUGGAUUUGGGCACUCGCGGUAAGCUCUCGACUUCCGCAAUCGCUUGAGGUGCAGCCUGGAUUUGGGCACUCGCGGUACGCUCUUUCAACUUCCCAAUCGCUUUGCUGUCAUAGUCGCUCCGCCGCCGGACACCCAGCAGGCACACCUGAGGCACACCUAAGGCACAUCAAGAUCUCCUUCGCAAUUGCCAAACUCCAUCCUCUUUCCUCCCUCGCUUCCUCAAUUGAUCAACAAAAACAACGAACAAUCACCAUGCCCCAAAAACGCAAAGUCGACGAAGUGAUAGACCUCGAAGCCGUGGGUUCCUCCAUCUCCUCCCCCGCCAUCAUGUGCGCCAUCUGCCUCGACGCCUUGCAGUGCCCGUUGGUCUUUAACAGCUGUAAGCACGUCCUGUGUUUUGAAUGCAUGCUCACCGACGAAACGAACAGUACAUGUGUUCUCCCACGCUUCGGAUUCUUGCUUGUUUUCGGUACAUUUUCGUCUAUGAAAUGCCAUAUGCUAUUGAAAUGCCAUAUGUCGUGUUCUGAUGCCGGUAGCGGAGGAGAAGGUGCUCGAUCACCUGCGAGAGGCGAUCUGCGCGGCCGCCGCCUUCGUUGAAGUAGA